GGCUCACAGUGGUUUCGAAUUCUACACCGUGCGCACACGCAAAUAGAAUUGCUCGGAAACGAUCACAAAGCUCGUGGGAACAGUUUCGGUUCUAAAAAGUUUGCUUUACAGCGUUGAAUAUACAUACAUACAUAAGUGUGCGAAUUUGUGUAAAACAUGUAUUCGAAAUAAUUAGCAUAGCAAUUUACUAAGCACAACGUAAAGCUCUCAAAAUGAGCGAUAGAGAAUACAAUAAAGAACAAUAUGAAAACAGAAAACAACGCAAACCCCUGCUGCCAAAUGGACAAAACCCACGGCCACCGAGCACGGAAAGUGAAAGCAGCAUUCCCUAUAUGGAUAGACUCAACGAUUCCAGCACAAGCGACAUUUGCAGUGCAACUUCCAGCAAUAGCGGUAAUGUUGAUGAAAGUCGGUCAAGCGAAGGUAACAUGAAGCGUGGAAUCGCUGCAAGGCGAAAUGUCAAUAUGCCGAUCGUCAUACAGGUGGAUGAACAAGACAGUACAUUGAGGGCCGAAGGCGAUGAACUUACACCACCCCCAAAUAACCAAAUUCCCAAUGUCGAGCCGGUAGGUAGGAAUUUGCGUCGAAAUUCCAUAUCCUUACCAAUGGGGAUCGAUGCCAUUGAUCUCGAAGGCCUGCGGCUGAAGUAUCAAAUGCAAGAACAGGAUGCCCUCAGCGAAGAGGAAAAGAGUGAUAGUAUAAACGAUGACAGCUGCGGUUCGGUCAGCCCGAAUGUACCGGAAACAAGUAUAUCAUCAAUAAACCAGAAUGACGAAGAGAGCGAUGAUGAGGAAUAUGGUGGCGGACGUCGGAAGUAUCGUGAUCCGUUUCGGAGUCGCCGCCGAGCAUCGAUAGCCCCUCUACCCGCCUUGCGCUUGAAUAGUAAGGAGAUGCUUGCCAGUGACUUCGACACCCACAGUGUGGCUAGCAACCAAGCGUCCAUCACUAGCGUUAAUUCAUUGGCCAGUUUACUCCGAGAAAAAAUGAAUGCAUUCCCCCAAAUGAUUCGCAAAAAGAAACGUGAAACCAAGGAUUAUAAAAUUAAGAUUUUCGUCACAAUAUUAUUCUUCAUCAUUGUCUUCUUGAUUGGAUACUCUUAUAUAACCUACCAUAAGGAGAUUUUAACUCGUUCCUACUUCGAAAAGAUCAAAUUCAGCUCGUUGGAUCGUACUUUCAGUAUUUUAAGUCACGAAGACAAGGAAGUGAUAACAGGAAAGUUAGGUCUCUCUAUAAGUUCCGAUAGUAUACCGUUUUAUUGUCUGGAAGACCAACGUAAAAAUGAUGGCAGCGUUUGUCUGGAAUGGAAUGGUAUAGCUCGGCUGUAUAUGAGUUUCCAAAAUAUGAAUGUAUUCCGUUGCUAUAACAUACAGUGGCAAGCACUGGGUUCGGGAAUUUAUCCAACCGAUUGUUAUGAGUUGAAAAGGGAUAACGGGCUAUGGUUUGGUGGGAGCUUUACAAAGGGCAUGGAAUGGUCCUUAAGCUCGGCAAAUUUUGACUAUGCACCUUUCGGUAGUGGUGACGGUAAGGUUCAUCAGUUCGGUAACGGAAUAAAACGUUAUUUCAUAAAUUCGAUUGGUGUGGCAAUGCAGGUCGACGAUCGCACACCUCUGCACAUAUCUGUCAAUCAAACAGAAAAUAGAUUAUGCUUUCGUGCCCGAAAUGAUAAUUUCACCUUCGUCAAUCAUCUAACGGAAUAUCCAGAGCUUACAUAUAAAAUUUGCACUACCGAAGACAUGCGUAGUCUACAUAUGCUGAUGACACAACAGAGUCUGUGGGAUGGUCUAAAGGAAUCUGAUAUCUAUUCUCUGCAUUCACUGAUUGAAGAACCCGUAUGGAAGAUACCGUUUCAAAGUGAAGUGACAUCGAUUAAUGAAACAACUAUAUACAAUUAUUCGGAAGAUGUUAUCGCGAUGGGCUUUAUGCGUUUGGGUCAUAUUUUAGUAAAUGAAUUCUGGCAAAGAAACAUUGGCGAUUUCGUUGUAGAUCAAGAGCGUUUUCCCACACUCAAGGACACUAUUGAGGUACUCCAUCGACGAGGUUUUAAAGUUGUUUUCACGAUUCAACCCUUUAUCAGUACAGAUAGUCCCAAUUUCAAAGACGCCGUUAAAAACAAAUUGCUUAUCUAUGAACGGCACUCGGAUAGAAGUAUUCCUGCGCUCACACGGUACAAGAGUUCAUCCAGUGCCGGAGUAUUGGAUAUUACGAAUAACGCUUCAAUACCAUGGUUACGGAAUAAAUUGGAAAAGCUAAAGGAAGACUACCAAGUGGACAGUUUUUACUUGGAUCUCGGUACGAGCUAUAAUCUACCGCAUUAUUAUCAGUGUCGAACGACUCUGGACAACCCCGAUAUGUAUGCCAAAAUCUUUACAAGUAGUAUGGAAAGUGUUGGCUUUAUUGGUGUAUCCAGUGCAAGUGCUAUCCCAAAGCCACCAACCUUCCUCAGCACGCCACCAAUAAAUUCUUCGUGGGAGGGUUUGCGUGAAUUGUUAACCGUUGUUUUAAACAAUGGUAUAAAUGGGUAUCCCUUUGUUUUACCGGGUGCUAUUGGUGGCGACUAUUAUGUUAAUCGCACUUUAAAAAAAAUGGCGUCGUUUUACUCUCUGGGUCAACCAGAACUCGCCGAACAAGAUCUUUUCAUUCGUUGGAUGCAAUUAAUGACUUUUAUGCCGUCGAUGCAAUUUAGCCAUUUACCAUCCGAAUAUAAAAGUGAUUACAUUACUGAUCAAGCCAAGGAAUUGAUGUCCAUACGACAGAAAAUUGUUAUACCGUUAUUGAAGAAAUAUCUAAGCGAGUCAAUGAACGAAGGAUUACCAUUAGUGCGACCACUUUGGAUGCUAGAUCCCCAUGACCCGGCUUGCUUACUUGUAAAUGAUGAAUUUUCAGUAGGGGAGGAAUUGAUCGUGGCUCCAAUUUUGGAAAAAAAUUCGGACGAACGAGAAGUUUACUUGCCACAAGGAGUUUGGAAGGACGGAAUUGACGGCUCAUUACGGAAAGGCAGUCGCUGGAUGCAUAAUUACAAAGUGCCUAAAGAUAAGAUAGCUCAUUUCGUUAAAAUGCCAGACAACACUAGAUUUUAAUGCAGAAAUGCAUUAAUACGAAAACAUUCCUAAGGCUUAGCUGAAAUAACUGUAAACACUUCCGUAUGUCAAACAUGCCUUAUAAAACCUGUCGACCACAUUGCACUCUAAGAAUGUUCUUUAAAAUAAGGAAAUACCUAAAGGUAUAUACCAUCUUCCACUGUCACAAGAAUUAAUAGACAAGUCAAGUAGAUUCCUUAUUUAUUCCAUUAGAAACUUGAGCUUCCGUACAUAAUUCCAUAUUUGGUCCAUCAACAUUGGAUGUAAACAUAUAGUAUUUAAUUUAAAUUUUAAGUAAAAUUGAUAGAGUUAAAUAAAAUACUAUACAAUUUUA
Molecule: messenger RNA, 3411 nt
Organism: Bactrocera neohumeralis
Lineage: Eukaryota; Metazoa; Arthropoda; Insecta; Diptera; Tephritidae
Product: myogenesis-regulating glycosidase
Exons: 7
Coding region: 213-3077 (954 amino acids)
Biological process (GO): carbohydrate metabolic process
Molecular function (GO): hydrolase activity, hydrolyzing O-glycosyl compounds
Source: RefSeq, a predicted model, not a curated record